GGACUCCCGCAACAUGGCACGGUCCAGGUGCUUGGCGACAGGCUUGAAAAUUACCUAAAGAACUUGGAGAAAGCCUAUAAAGAACGAAAUAUCGAUUUGACGAUGGUGUAUUUGUCUGAGAGAAUCAAGCCUUCCUGUGUUGCCAAGGCAAGCGAAUCUAUUCUUGUGUGUUCCAGCGAUGUGGAUGAAGCAAUUUACAUGAUCACACUGGAGAUGGAUGGGGUAGUGGUUAAGGGAAAUGUUAACGUUUUCUCUCGUUAUCCAGAUGGCUGCAAAGAAGUGGUUUCCAUGUGCGUAAAUGAAAACAUUCUUUAUGUGUCACAUAAAGGAGUGCCCGGUGGUGUAGCUGCCAUAAAAAUGACAGACCUAAUGGUUGACAUGAUUCUCAAGAACGGAACACUAGAUUGCGUACAAAGUUCGCAUGUUGCUCCUUAUAAAGGUGGCAUUGUUUUUGUUGACACAGAAGGACGUCAGAUCAAGGCAAAGAUCCCAAGUCAAAAAGUUACUGUUAUUGCUGGAACAGGAAGUGAAGGAAAUUCCAACGGUAAAGCCGAGAACGCCCGCUUUUCUCAGCCUAUGGGCAUUUGUGUUGAGUGCGACAAAAACAUUUUUGUAACUGACGUGCAAACCGGUGCUGUCAAAUUAGUUACCACAAUAAAAGGAACUGUAGAGUUUUUAAGACAUUUGGGACUUCUCUACAAAGCGUUCUCUAUCCAUUUAAAACACCAAAAGGCAGAAAAGCUCUCUUUAGAUGAGGCUAUUUCGAAACUCGAAACGCUAGACCAUUUUUUGAAGGAAACAGUUCAAAAUGUCAUGAGCAUCCUUGAGAAACCGUGCAAACCCUCGGGUCCCAUAGGAAACGCUAUCAAACGCUAUCUUCCGUCAGCAUGAUACUUGAGCGGUUGAGAGCUCUGGAACAGCUGUUGAAGGAACUGAAUCCAGAUUACAAGAUUGACCUGCACACUUGUCUCACUGUUCAAGUCAAAAACCUCCAUGCAAUAGGUCACUUCAAAGAGCAAUUCCCAACUUUGCUACAGUAUGCACAGAAUCUAGCCAAUACGGUGUACGAGAGCAUAAAAAGGGUUGUUCAGUGGGCGGCUUACUACUACACUCACGAGAAGUCCUAUUAUCCUGUAGUUGGUCAGGCAAUGCCACUCAAUGCCCUUCCCCGGAUGUCCCAUCUGAAGCCAGCGAGGAAACUUAACGAUCGAGAGCGAGAGUCGAUUUUGGAAUGGGCAGCAAACAACGGCAAAGCUGUCAGGCAGCGAACAGUACGCCAGGAAACAACAAUGUUCAAAGCAGGAACUCUGCCACUUAACAUGUAUGCCACUUCUGAGCAACCCAAAGAGAAGAUAACGAUGGAGAGAACUCUGGGACAUGUGGACGCUGCAGGUGACUUGGGAUGUCCUGUUGAAGUCGUUGAAAGCAACAGGAAGCAUAAAGAAGAAGAAAACCAGAAAGACACAGACGAUGAACAAGAAUCUGAGUACGACACAGAAUCUGAAAGCGAACUUCCUGCAACUGUAGACAGUGACCUGGAGGACGAAAUGACUUUUCUCCGAGCUGUAACAACUCGCAGUGGACGAACUAUUCGCGUUACAUCAAAGUUCUUUUAG
Messenger RNA from Porites lobata, 1616 nucleotides. NCBI's taxonomy places the organism in Eukaryota, Metazoa, Cnidaria, Anthozoa, Scleractinia, Poritidae. The record is from the annotation of a GenBank genome assembly.